Messenger RNA from Xyrauchen texanus (razorback sucker), 2796 nucleotides. RefSeq lists its product as uncharacterized. The transcript is spliced from 2 exons. Lineage: Eukaryota; Metazoa; Chordata; Actinopteri; Cypriniformes; Catostomidae. The record is from RefSeq and is a predicted model, not a curated record. Bases 1197 to 1874 code for a protein of 225 amino acids.
CUCGGUAGUCCCGAGUCAUAUUAAAGAUUCGUUCAAAAUGAACGAAUCGUUCAUGAACGACACAUCACUACUGUGGUGAAUGCAGCACUGAGACACAUGCUCUGUUUGUUUUGUAGGAAAGCAUGGCUGGACAGAAAUUGUCAGUUGAGGAGCAAAGGAGAAGAAAUAGAGAGUACCAACGAAAGAGAAGAGAAAAAUUAAACCGUGACCAAGAGAGCAAGCAUGCUAUGCAAGAGAAGGAAAGACAAAGGUGGAAGAAGAGAGUUAAAGACAAAAAAGUAAUACAAAUAGACGAGAUGGGAGACAGGGCAAAGAGGAAUUGGAGAAAGUAUUGGAGAGAGGCACAGAAAAGGUCCAGAGAGAAAAGAUCCAAUGAAGAUGCAGUGCUGAAGGCACACACCCCUCCAGAUAGUCCGCAAGAUCAGGAUAUUCAAGAAUACAACCCAAGAGCAAGACAAAAUCCAUGUUCAGUGGAAGCAGUGGGAGAGAGUUCAAGAAGAGACAGUCAAUGGAAUCCACACUAAACUCGUCCAACACAGUGGCAGUCUUUCAGAGCUCAUCAAACUCUAUGAGCAAAUACUCAGAAAUGAAACCACAACACAUGUGUGUUUAGUGCAAAACCAGUCAAAAGCAUACAGAAACACAAUUGAGACUUAUGAAGAAAGUACAGCAAUUGUUCACGUUGACUUUUCAGAAUCCUGGAGAUGCAAGUAUCAAUCUGAAGUACAGGCCUGCCAUUUUGGACAAAAUCUGCCACAGAUAACGCUACACACCGGAAUGUAUUACAUUAAGGGUGGAAAGGCAGGGUUUUGCACACUUUCAGAGUCAAAGAGACCGGAUGCUGCAGCAAUCUGGACACACAUGGAUCCAGUCCUAAAAGAUAUCAAAACGAGAUAUCCACAGGUCACCACCGUGCUCUUUUGGUCUGAUGGUCCAAUUAAACAGUAUAAGAACAAAAAUAUAUUUUUUUCCUUCUGUCUUGUAUCCCCCCUACACUUGGGUUUGAAAGAGCAACAUGGAACUUCUUCCGCACUUCCCAUGGUAAGGGCACACCAGACGGCAUUGGCGGAACAGUGAAGAGAACAGCUGACAACCUGGUCCUGAGAGGAGAUGAUGUGACAGAUGGACACACAUUCUUUGAAAAGGUCUCAAACAGUCUGAAGAGCAUUCAGCUGUAUCACAUUGCAGAAGAAGACAUGCAAAGAUAUGAUACACUUCUGAUGCAUCCUCUCAAACAGGUUCCCUCAACCAGACGAAUACACCAGGUCAUCCCACAUGAGAACAGGAUCCAGCACAGACAAAUAUCCUGCUUUUGCAGCAAGAUGUUGGUUUGCCAGUGCUUCAGCCCAGCUACCUUCUAUUUCCAUGGCUACCCAGAGGAACAGCAGAGUGAUACAAGGAGGGCAGGGAAGAAAAGACCUUUGGCCAUGUUGUUGGAGGAGAUGGAAAAAGAGAUGGGAGGGGGGGAAGAGGAUAUGGAAAUGGAAGAUGUAAUGGAGGAGGAGUUGGAUGAGGAGCCUCUGAAAGGUCCUGAGGGUACUGUGACAGUGACGACUGUUAGCAGCCUUAAUAAUGGAGACUGGCUAGCAGUAGUAUAUGAUGACCACUGGUGGCUAGCCAAGACCAUUGCUGUGGAUACUGAGCAUCAAGAUGUAAAAGUGGAGUUUCUGCAUCCCCAUGGUCCAACAGCAAAUUAUCAGCCUAAGCUUCUCACAAAGGAUGUCUGUUUCUGCCCAGUUAAAGACAUCAUAGUGAAACUAAUGGGAAAUGCAUCACCAGUCAAAUUAAGAAAACGAGAGAUCUACAGCAUAGCCCCUGAUGUGAUGGACUUCAUAGAGCGUGUGCAUGUCCGACGCCUGCUGCUCAAGGCAUAAGCGCAGGUUAGACAAAAAUGAAAUCUUAAGUAAGCUAAUUGAACCUGAUUCUAAACUACAGAUUAUAUGUUGCAGUAUUGUUGUCAAGGAAUGUCAAUGUAAGAUCACACCCAGUAUAAAGUAGGCAGUGCAGGGCAAUCACACAUCCAACACACCCAAACGCACACACACACACACACACACACACACACACGCCACUUUAAAGUAAAUGGCUUCUUACAAAGGAGGAAAGGAAGAGGUGGAUGAGAAAAAGGAGAGCAGGAAGUGGUAUAGGGGAGGUAAAUGAAAACAGAGGGGGAGGAGGGCCCCUGGUUUCCCUUAUUGUUUUUUUUUUGAUAGUUGGAAACGGUGUAUGUGCAAUAUAUUUAUAAUAGUUUGCUUUACAGUAAGUUCAAUACUCUAAUAACAAGGAGUAGUUUUAGUAGUAGUUUAAAGAGCACAUCUGUUCAAUAAUCACAAUGCACACAUAUUUUUUGUCAACAGCGUUGGAUAUAUGUUUUUGUUAAUUUUUUGGGGAAAAAAAUGUUCUUCCUUCAGUUUGUUGUUUUUGUAAUAAAGGACCAUCUGAUCUACAUCUUAUGUUUUAUUUAUUUAAGGAAUUUGUUUUUACAAUAUUGAAAUUAAAAUCAAAGUUUGAAAAUGCAAAUAUUUAGAAAUCUGAGUUUUCAGAAUAGUGUGAAAUCACAACUUAAGUUUAUAUAUUGUAUUUUUUUUUACAUAUCAGAGUAACUAAACGUUAUUACAAUAUACUUCAGAACUUUAGAUUCUUGUUGGAUUGGAAGAAUUAAAAUUGUAAACUUUUUUAGUGUGUCUGACGGAGUUGACACAAAUCCAGUUCUGAAGGGAAACAUGUUUAUUUGUUAAAAAUGUGUUUUUAUUUAGAACCUGUUCCUUUACAUGGUUAAAUAGCGAAGACCUUUCU